CUCAUUGUAAGAAAGCCAUGUUUUCAAUUCCUCUUUGGUUGCCCAUAUUUCUAGGCAACUUCAGUCAGCUAAAAAGAUAUAGACCAUUUAAAAGACCCAGAUCACCCCCCUUCUUUUUCUCAAACAAAAAACAAUGGAACCUCUUUUGGCUUCCUUUCUGCUAUCUUUCCUUCUUUUCUUUGACCUUUCUUCUGCUGCUGCUUCUCCCUCCCAUAUCUCCAAGAAAUUUGAAACUUGGUGUCAACAACAUGGAAAAAGUUACUUAUCCGAGGAAGAAAAAUCUUACAGGCUUAAAGUCUUUGAAGACAACUAUGCCUUUGUUACUCAACACAAUGCUAUGGUCAAUUCUUCUUAUUCUUUGGCUCUCAAUGCCUUUGCCGAUUUCACUCACCACGAGUUUAAGGCCUCCCGCUUGGGUCUCUCCGGUGCUGCCAUUCAGUUUAGGCGCCCCAACCUUCGAGAGCCGCGCCUUGUUCGGGACAUCCCGGAUUCAUUGGAUUGGAGGGAGAAAGGCGCCGUGACUCAGGUCAAAGAUCAAGGGAGUUGUGGUGCUUGUUGGUCAUUCUCGGCAACCGGAGCUAUAGAAGGUGUAAAUAAAAUUGUCACUGGAUCUCUUAUCAGCCUCUCUGAACAAGAAUUGGUUGAUUGUGACAAAACUUACAAUACUGGCUGUGAGGGUGGGUUGAUGGAUUAUGCAUUUCAGUUUGUCAUCAAUAACCACGGAAUAGACACUGAAGAAGACUAUCCUUAUCAAGGUCGGGAACAUACUUGCAACAAAGAAAAACUGAAACGACAUGUGGUAACAAUUGAUGAUUACACUGAUGUGCCUAUGAAUAAUGAGAAGAAACUGUUGCAAGCGGUGGCAACUCAACCUGUGAGUGUAGGUAUAUGUGGGAGCGAGAGAGCAUUUCAAUUGUACUCCAAGGGGAUAUUCACUGGUCCAUGCUCAACUUCCUUGGAUCAUGCGGUGCUGAUAGUAGGUUAUGGUUCAGAAAAUGGAGUGGAUUAUUGGAUUGUGAAGAACUCAUGGGGUAGGAGGUGGGGAAUGAAUGGCUAUAUUCAUAUGAUACGUAACAGUGGCAAAUCUGAAGGGAUUUGUGGCAUUAACAUGUUGGCUUCCUAUCCGAUAAAGACUAGCCCAAAUCCACCUCCUUCACCUCCUCCGGGGCCAACUAAGUGUGAUUUCUUCACUUACUGUUCGGCUGGGGAAACCUGUUGUUGUACGCAUCGCAUAUUCGGAAUAUGCUUUUCGUGGAAGUGUUGCGGGUUGGAUUCAGCCGUGUGUUGCAAAGACAAUCGUCAUUGCUGCCCUCAUAAUUAUCCAAUCUGUGAUACAAAGAACAACCAAUGUCUCAAGCGUGUUGGAAAUGCCACAAUAAUGGAAUCAUCUGAUACGAAUCUCGCUUUUAGGAAGAUCAGCAGUUGGUGAUCCUUUGUUGACAAUUGGAUUCUAUAGAAUAUAUUCGGAGUUGUAUUAGUAACACAUUUUUCAUUGGAUUUUCCUUUUCAUAACGCUGGAAAUUUCUAAGUAGAAUAUCUACUUUUAAAAUCUAUGGAUGUAAAGGCGCAAUUUUACGUGAAAAAGAA
Gossypium arboreum is the source of this 1587-nucleotide messenger RNA. RefSeq names its product zingipain-2. The transcript is spliced from 5 exons. The record is from RefSeq and is a predicted model, not a curated record. Bases 134 to 1429 code for a protein of 431 amino acids. Lineage: Eukaryota; Viridiplantae; Streptophyta; Magnoliopsida; Malvales; Malvaceae. Gene Ontology annotation, molecular function: cysteine-type endopeptidase activity. Gene Ontology annotation, cellular component: lysosome.